AUGCCCCCAGAGCCAGAGGUCAUGUUACCAGCAGAAGUCUUUGCCAAUACCUCAGGAGAAGAAGUUGAAAUUGUCACAGAAAUCCGCUCCAAACUCAGAGAAGACCCAUCCCUGGAGCCCAUCAUCCAGUUCCUCACAGAAGACGCAGACAAUGCACCUCCCUCCAUUAGGAAAGCUUACAGAGACUACAAUUGGGAGGAGGACCUGCUAUGGUACCGUGGGAAACUAGUCGUCCCAGACUCGGAGACCCUGAAAGAACAACUUCUGAAGGAAUUCCAUGACUCUCCACUAGCGGGCCACCCGGGCCAACAGAGAACCCUUGAACUUCUAAGUUGUAACUACUGGUGGCCAGGCAUGAAAUCAUCCGCCAAAGAAUGGGUAGAAUGUUGUCCCACAUGCCAGGCUAACCGCCAAGCCCACGCCCUGGCCAUUGCCCUCAAACCACUGGAAGUUCCGCCCUACCCGUUCCACACCAUUUCCUACAACUUUAUCACAGGAUUCCCAAAGUCAAACGGUCACGAUGCAAUCUUGGUAGUCAUUGAUUCCUUUUCAAAAUUCGGGCACUUUAUCCCAACUACCAAGAAAGUUACAUCUAAAGGUUUAGCGGAAUUAUUCAUCUUGCAUGUGUGGAAACUCCAUGGGUUGCCAAUCAAGACAAUAUCAGACAGGGGGACUACGUUCACAGGAAAGUUCCUAAGGGCACUCUACCAAUGCCUUGGAAUAAAACCAUCCUUCUCAUCAGCCUACCACCCGGAGUCAGACAGACAGACAGAGAGGGUGAAUCAGUUCAUUGAGUUCUACCUGAGGUUGUACGUUGCGGCAGACCACUUGGACUGGGCCUCCUGGCUACCAUUAGCGGAAUACGCCUACAACAACGCAAAACACUCCGCCACUGGGAAAACCCCCUUUGAGUUGGUAUACGGACGAAGCCCUGUCAUGAAUCCAUCCAACAUCCCAGCAAACGUGCCAGAAGCCGACCAUGUGGCAGAUACCCUUGCACAAGAAUGGAAAGAAGCAGAGGCAGCUCUAAGAAUGAGUAAGGAAAAAAUGGCUGGAAACAAAGGGACAAUACCGGAAUACUCAAUGGGUGACAAAGUCUGGUUAGAUGGGAAAAAUGUGGAGCUUAGAACAAAUUCCAACAAACUAGACCCCAGGAGACUAGGACCAUUUGAGAUCACGGAAAAAAUCUCCAGUCAUGCGUACCGCCUGAAGCUCCCAGAAACCCUGAAAAUCCACAACGUAUUCUACGUAGGAUUGCUACCCCCUCCUGAAACAAUAGAAGGGGAAGAGGAGUACAAAGUUGAACAGAUCAUCAACUCUAAACGCCAACAAGGGAAAUGGUUCUACUUGAUCAAAUGGAAGGGGUACGGACCGGAAGAUAACUCAUGGGAGCCAGAAGAACUGUUGGAACACAGCCAAGAAGAGAUCAAGCAAUUCAACCAAGCUAGACUCAGAAAGGCUUGUGACGCCGCCAAGAGCCUUUAA
Molecule: messenger RNA, 1485 nt
Organism: Rhizoctonia solani
Lineage: Eukaryota; Fungi; Basidiomycota; Agaricomycetes; Cantharellales; Ceratobasidiaceae
Product: Retrotransposable element Tf2 protein
Exons: 2
Coding region: 1-1485 (494 amino acids)
Biological process (GO): DNA integration
Molecular function (GO): nucleic acid binding
Source: RefSeq, a predicted model, not a curated record